AUGGAGCCAAUUCCUCUCAGAGCUCUCACAGUUCUUCUCAACUAUGAGUUCAUGGUAUCGGACCCCCGGUUCCAUGGAGUGAGAUUCCUCCUGUCUAGCGUAGCGGAUGCUACCACGCUUCCAACUAUCAAAGGCCGUAUUCCUGACUUGUUCAAGAACCUUCCAGCUACGAUUAGAAAGCAAUCCUUAAAUCAAUUCGUCACCUUCGAAGAACCUUUGCCGGCUGAUAUCGCUUCUACAACGAUCCUCAUCCACCCAGAUGCGGCUCCUAGUGUACAAGCUCUAACGUUUGCUCAGCGUGAGCUAAUCUAUCACGAGACUCAUUCCAGCGAUGGAUGUCUCAAGGCUAUUGCUUUGUUUCAAUUCUUCUUCGACCUCUGUUCCCCUGGACAGAAGCUUAGCAUCCAACUUACCAACGAGUUCAUUUCAGAAAGGAAUGCUAACUCACAGGGCCCCCAGGAACCGACCAUAGUUGAUAUACAUGCGCGAGAUGUUCUCAAGUUCAUUAGCAAAGGUCCGAAGCUACACUCAAUAGUUGCACUUCCCCCCACCAAAGUGUUGAUUAACGGUUCCCGAGAGAACGAACCACAUGCGGUGCUACAAUUUUAUUCACCCAGAGAUUUGCAUCAUUUCAUAGUUGAUAUGACCCGGAUGCAGUAUGGGGAGGCUGGACGGAGAAACUUAUUUCUUGGGAACAGACCGUGA
Venustampulla echinocandica is the source of this 705-nucleotide messenger RNA. RefSeq lists its product as uncharacterized. NCBI's taxonomy places the organism in Eukaryota, Fungi, Ascomycota, Leotiomycetes, Helotiales, Pleuroascaceae. The transcript is spliced from 3 exons. The record is from RefSeq and is a predicted model, not a curated record. The coding region runs from base 1 to 705 and encodes 234 amino acids.